Molecule: messenger RNA, 3171 nt
Organism: Photinus pyralis (common eastern firefly)
Lineage: Eukaryota; Metazoa; Arthropoda; Insecta; Coleoptera; Lampyridae
Gene: Epac
Product: rap guanine nucleotide exchange factor 4
Exons: 17
Coding region: 249-3065 (938 amino acids)
Biological process (GO): Ras protein signal transduction; positive regulation of GTPase activity
Cellular component (GO): plasma membrane
Molecular function (GO): guanyl-nucleotide exchange factor activity
Source: RefSeq, a predicted model, not a curated record
AUGUGGAAUGCAUGUUAUAUUUGGAUGUGUCAAAAUUCUUUGUAAUUGAACCGCGAUUUCAAUUCAAGGCGCACGUGGUCGUUACACUUAAUAAACCAGGAAGUUAUUUUCAAUCUCGUUGAGUAAUAAUUAGAAAAAAACUGCGUUUUUCUUACGAAAUUAAAUUAAUUUCGUUAUUGCAACCUUUAGUUAGGUGCGCGAACCGCGUCAGUUGUUGUGUUACUUUCGCAAAAAUGUAAUUUUGCAAAAUGUGGCCGCAAAAAGGGAUCUACAGACUGCAGUCGGAAAAUAAGCUGCCCGUAACGCUAUGCACGUUAGGGGUUGGUGCCACUUUUGGAGAAUCGAUCCUUCAGGACCUUCCGAGGGACAGCACGGUCGUAACGCAAACAACAUGCGAGCUUCUUCGGGUCGAACAACAAGAUUUCAGGCUGAUAUGGGAGAAAAACAAGGAAUUGAUGAACGACCUCGUUGCCAACUGUAAAUUAAAGAAUGGUUUUGGGCCCGGUGUUAAUAGUAAAUCACCGAUGCAUCGUCCUAAAUCACCGCCGACACGAAGAUCGUUGUCGCCGGACCAGCCAAAUCCUGCCGAACCGAUUACGGACGCGCCCAGCACCGUUAUGGGUCGAAUUGGAUGGACUCUAAGAACGCUCUUGUUGAGCCAGAACACCUGCCUAAAGGAUCGGAAGGUGUCUGGGAAAUUGGUACGGAAGUGUGCUCCUGGUACGGAAUUGGUGGACUGGAUCUUAUCUUUGUCGCCUAUAAUUCACACGCGAGCGCAGGGCGCCGGCAUGUGGCAGGCUCUGUUGGAGGAGGGUGUGAUUUCGCACGUCGCAAAGGAACAGGGCUUCAAGGAUAAAUGCUUCUUGUAUCGGUUUUGGCAAGAUGAAGAGGGUGCGGGUGCGCUUCCAACAAUGGAAGACAUAAACACCGCCGAAGAGCAAAUACACGAAUCUCUCUCGACGCUGAUACAGCGCGGUCCAGAUGCAGUGCUUCGAAUGAUUUUAAGAAAACCAAGCCACGAAAGAUCUAGCGACGAUUUAGAAACGAUUUACGAGGAACUACUCCACAUUAGAGCACUGUCGCACCUAUCCAAUUCGAUUAAGCGAGAAUUAGCUUCGGCUGUCGUGUUCGAAGCGCACCCAAAGGCGGGGUCCGUCCUAUUUCACCAGGGGGAUGAAGGACGGUCGUGGUACAUUAUUCUGCGAGGCUCCGUCGAUGUAGUUAUCCACGGAAAAGGGACGGUCACCACGCUUCAGGAGGGCGACGACUUCGGCAAGCUGGCUCUUAUCAACGACGCGCCGAGGGCCGCCACCAUCGUACUGCGCGAAAAUAAUUGCCAUUUUCUUCGUGUUGACAAAGACAACUUCAAUCGGACGCUUCGUGACGUUGAAGCGAAUACGGUGAGGCUCAAGGAGCACGGAAAGGACGUGUUGAUUUUAGAGAAAAUUUCCACUCAACAAAAGCAGAGCUUUUCGCAUUUUAAAUACACUGUAAUGGCGGGAACUCCGCAAAAAAUGCUGGAGCACCUUCUCGAAACUCGCUUGGACGGUCGAGGAAAUUUCGGAGGGGGCGAUAAUUUCAUUAUGACGACCGCCCACGAUCCUUUCCUAGACGAUUUUCUUCUGACGCACGUCGUCUUUAUGCCAACUCAUCACUUAGUAGACGAAUUAGCUAAUCAUUAUAGGCUAGACUCCCCCAGUCAGGAUCGGGAAUUCCUACUGGCGUGCAAGAGUCGAGUGGUUCAAUUCGUUUACAAAUGGGUCACGACAAUUCGGCAGCCUGUAUUCGAUGACGAAUCGGCUGUUGAGUUUUUGGAAGACCUUGCAAGCGAAGUUGAGAAUGAUUGCAUUCAACUGGAUGCGUUACAGGAGGAGGCGUCUCUGAUGCACCACGCCAUGACACAAUUCAGAAGGUAUCAAGAAGAUCGAAAAGCGAAUUCGGGCCAAAAAUGGAAAUUGCCACCUUGUGGUCAACCUAUCGGUUUAUUUAGCGGAAAUAAGGACUCGAGAACGAUAAUAAUGCCACAAGACGACAUAAUUUUCAGGGUGUACUGCGCGGACCAUACCUACUGCACGUUGCGCUUACCGGUCGAUUCGACCGCCGAGACGAUUAAAUUAUGCGCCGCAGAUAAACUGAAAUUGAGACCAAACGACGAACUACUGCUGGUGGAGGUGAAAUCUAACGGCGAAAGGGUCACUUUCAAAGACAACGAUAUCAGCAUACCAACUGCGCUUAGUUUAAACGGAAGGAUAUUCGUAUCUCCCAAGGACCAUUUAGAUGCAUUGACUUGUUUAUCUGAACAAGAAGAGUCCACGCAAGGAAUUGAUGGAGAUUUAGAAUUAUUUAGUACUAAAGAGCUAGCUUAUUAUAUGACCCUUUUCGAUUGGGAUCUUUUUUGGUGUGUUCACGAAUAUGAACUUUUGUACCACACAUUCGGGCGCCACCACUUUGGACAGAUCACUGCAAAUCUAGACGUUUUCCUUCGUAGAUUUAACGAACUGCAAUUCUGGGUGGUAACAGAGAUUUGCAUGACUUCGAGCCUAAGUAAACGCGUAGCUGUUCUCCGAAAGUUCAUCAAACUCGCCGCAUAUUGCAAGGAGUACCAAAAUUUAAACGCCUUCUGCGCGAUCGUAAUGGGCUUAAGUAACAUGGCAAUAUCCAGGCUCUCGCUAACGUGGGAGAAGCUCCCGUCAAAAUUUCGCAAACUUUACACCGAAUUCGAAUCUCUAAUCGAUCCAAGUCGUAACCACAGAUCGUACAGGGUUAGUGUUAGUAAAUUACAGCCGCCAAUAGUACCAUUCAUGCCGUUGCUGUUAAAAGACAUGACCUUUACGCACGAAGGCAACAAAACUAGUCUGGACGGUCUGGUGAACUUCGAAAAAAUGCACAUGCUAGCUCAAACGCUGAGGACAAUUAGAUUUUGUAGGAGUCGACAUUUAGUGUUGGAUCCUCCGUCACCGAAGAGCGAGGGGGAGGUGAAAUCCUACAUCUCCUGUUUACGUGUGAUAGAUAAUCAACGGAUAUUAACCGGAAUGUCGCAAAAAUUGGAACCGAGACGAUCUUAGUGUGAUAAUGAAUAUUAAAAUGUAUUAUUAGUGACCAAUUUUUAAUACUUGCUUGUCUAAAAUUAGGUAGCACAAUAACUUUAAAUAAAUGUUCGGCUUUUGUCCA